UCUCGGAACAUGUACCAUGAGUUAGGCAGCCGCUGGAGUACGGACGACCCAUGUACCGAACUCGUGUGCACUACUGAAGGGGUAAAACGUACCAAUAAAUAUUGUAAGACUACGACUAAACCAGGCCAGAGCUGCUUCAAGUAUAUUCCUGCAGGCGAAUGCUGUCCUAUAUGGAACUGCAGCUGUUACGGUUCGGAUGGCCACUACCAUGAAACAGGCAGUCGCUGGACUACUGGUAACCCGUGUGAGGAAUACGUGUGUACUACUGAUGGUAUACAGGAAGCCAUAAGAUAUUGUGCGAAGACCCCUCAGCCUUUACCCAUCUGCUUCCAGGAUACUCCAACCGGUGACUGCUGUCCAAUAUGGAACUGCAGUGGGUGUAUUGAUAGUGCAGGUAACUACCAUCCAUUGUACGAGCAGUGGGAGACAGACCAUUGUAAUCAACUUAUCUGUACCAUGAGUGGCAUUAGGACGACUCCCGUCACAUGUACACUUGGUGAUCCUCCCCACAGGACAUGUGUAAAACAUACCCCCGAUGGAGAGUGUUGUCCAAUAUGGAAGUGCAGAGACUGUAUAGACUACCAUAAUAACGGCCAUGAGUUGGGAAGCGUGUGGCAGACUGACCCUUGCACCACACACACAUGCACGUUGGACGGGAUAAGCACGGAGGAGGAAACCUGCACUCUUUCACCACCACCACCGUACAAAAAUUGUCAGUUGGUUAAACUACCAGGACAGUGUUGCACAUCAUGGAGCUGCUGACGUUCUGACGACGAAGGAUAUCACGACGAGGGUAGUGUGUGGCAGAGUUCUCAUUGCGUCACCUCCACGUGUCUGUGACGGAUCGAUAGACAAAUGCGCUCUCCAAUGCAUAUUCAGCCUUCCACAAGGAGAUAAUUGCAAGGUGCAUUUACCCGAGGGAAAGUGUUGUCCUAUAUGGGACUGCUACGUUUACUAAGAGGAUGACAUUAUUCAGUAUCUUAUUUUUGUUUUACACAAUGUUAGGUUUUUUCUUCAUAGCCUUACUCUUAAAUGAACUAGAUGGAUUUCCAACCAUAAUGCUAGGUUAGCUUUAACUGAUACACUAAGUUAACAUGUGUUGGUGCAAUGGUAGGAUGCCCUUAAUGGUUUUAGAGAAGUAUAUUACACAAUAUUGAAUUAACUUCUCGGUAUAAUUUUCAUUUCCUUGUAAAUCGACCACCUAAAGCUUCAACAUAUACUUGUUUAAGCUUUAUCUCCUUUCUCCUUACUUUUAACUGUUCAAAUGAUAUUUGUUGAUUGUUUAAUAUUCUGGAACUAAAUCUAUGUUGAUUAUCCGAUGUAGAAUUGCAUGUUAA
Molecule: messenger RNA, 1337 nt
Organism: Homarus americanus (American lobster)
Lineage: Eukaryota; Metazoa; Arthropoda; Malacostraca; Decapoda; Nephropidae
Product: von Willebrand factor C and EGF domain-containing protein-like
Exons: 5
Coding region: 10-762 (250 amino acids)
Molecular function (GO): protein binding
Source: RefSeq, a predicted model, not a curated record